CUAUUCAACUCUCGACCUACAAGGUCGAAACAACACAGACGCUCUCUCUCUCCUCUCACUUACUUUUUCUUUUCCUCCUAAACUCUGGCGAUGGAAUAAGACGUACGACAGCGAGCGAUGAGAGCGGAUUUGAAAUCAGUAACUGCUUCCUGUACCGUCCUCGCCGUUAUCUUACUGGUUUGCGGUAGCGGCGCUGUGGCGGUGGAGGAUGAGACCGAGUUCCACGGCGACUACUCGAAGCUUUCAGGUAUAAUCAUCCCCGGAUUCGCGUCGACGCAGCUGAGAGCGUGGUCGAUCCUCGACUGUCCAUACUCCCCGUUGGACUUCAAUCCUCUCGACCUCGUUUGGCUAGACUCCACUAAGCUUCUCUCUGCUGUCAACUGCUGGUUUAAGUGUAUGGUGUUAGAUCCUUAUAACGAAAGGGAUCAUCCCGAGUGUAAGUCACGUCCUGAUAGUGGUCUUUCAGCUAUCACAGAAUUGGAUCCAGGUUACAUUACAGGUCCUCUUUCUACUGUAUGGAAAGAGUGGCUUAAGUGGUGUGUUGAGUUUGGCAUAGAGGCUAAUGCAAUUGUCGCUGUCCCUUACGAUUGGAGAUUGUCGCCAACCAAAUUGGAAGAGCGUGACCUUUAUUUUCACAAGCUCAAGUUGACAUUUGAAACUGCUUUAAAACUACGUGGUGGUCCUUCUAUCGUGUUUGCCCAUUCUAUGGGUAAUAAUGUCUUCAGAUACUUUCUGGAAUGGCUGAGGCUAGAAAUUGCACCAAAACAUUACUUGGAGUGGCUUGAUCAGCAUAUCCAUGCCUAUUUCGCUGUUGGAGCUCCUCUUCUUGGUUCAGUUGAGGCAAUCAAAUCUACUCUCUCCGGUGUAACGUUUGGCCUUCCUGUUUCUGAGGGAACUGCUCGAUUGUUGUCCAAUUCUUUUGCUUCUUCGUUGUGGAUGAUGCCAUUUUCAAAGAAUUGCAAGGGUGAUAACACGUUCUGGACGCAUUUUUCUGGUGGUGCUGCAGAGAAAAGUAAGCAUGUGUACCACUGUACUGACGAGGAAUAUCGAUCGAAAUAUUCUGGCUGGCCGACGAAUAUCAUCAACAUUGAAAUUCCUUCCCCUAACGGCCUUGAUGCGUAUCCAUCAGUUACAGAAGCAGUUAAAGCCAACAUGACCAACAUGGAAUGUGGUCUCCCCACUCUUUUGUCUUUCACAGCUCGUGAAUUAGCAGAUGGGACUCUUUUCAAAGCAAUUAAAGAAUAUGAUCCAGAUAGCGCGAGGAUGUUACACCAGUUAAAGAAGUUGUAUCAUGAUGACCCUGUUAUGAACCCACUGACUCCUUGGGAGAGACCACCUAUAAAAAAUGUAUUUUGCAUAUAUGGUGCUCAUUUAAAGACAGAGGUUGGCUAUUACUUUGCCCCAAGUGGCAAACCUUAUCCUGAUAAUUGGAUCAUUACGGAUAUCAUUUACGAAACUGAAGGUUCCCUCGUGUCAAGGUCUGGAACUGUGGUUGAUGGGAACGCUGGGCCUAUAACUGGGGAUGAGACGGUACCCUAUCAUUCACUCUCUUGGUGCAAGAAUUGGCUCGGACCUAAAGUCAACAUAACAAUGGCUCCCCAGCCAGAACACGAUGGAAGUGAUGUACAAAUCGAACUGAAUGUUGAACAUGAGCAUGGGUCAGACAUCAUAGCGAACAUGACAAAAGCACCAAGGGUGAAGUACAUAACCUUCUACGAAGAUUCUGAGAGUAUUCCAGGAAAGAGAACGGCAGUGUGGGAGCUUGAUAAAGCGAAUCACAGGAACAUCGUUAGAUCGCCAGUUCUUAUGAGAGAGCUAUGGCUUCAGAUGUGGCAUGACAUUCAGCCUGGCGAAAAGUCCAAAUUUGUCACCAAAGCCAAGCGGGGGCCACUUAGAGAUGCGGAUUGCUACUGGGAUUACGGAAAAGCAUGUUGUGCUUGGCAAGAAUACUGCGAAUACAGAUACAGUUUUGGGGAUGUUCAUCUAGGACAAAGUUGUAGAUUGAGGAACACAUCUGCUAAUAUACUGCUUCAGUACAUAUAGAUCAUCUCCUCGUUCAGGAUUGAAGACCGAGUCCUGCAUCAUAGAAGCUUUAUGCCAAAGGAGCCGGAUUUUUCGAUAAAUAUGAUUCCUUAUAAUUAAUUCUACAAUUAACAAAAAUGGACAAUUCAGUCAAUUUAUCUUUGAUGGUAACCUAAAAUUGAAGAAACGGUAAAGGAAAAAGGGUGAUCUGGUCAAUUCAGGUUUAGUGGCACUUUAGUAAUUUCCUAGAACGUCAAGGGGAAUCUAAGCACCCCGCCUCUAUAAAUUGUCAUAAUCUACCCAUUCCCGAGUCCUUUCUGUUAUCCCUUGUUAUUCUUUCUCUCAAUAUAUCUCCCUCUCUCCUUGUCUAGAAACUCCGAUUAUAUUCUCGACAAAAAAGAAUUAAAAUCCCUAAAAUUUUUCUUUUUUUUCACCCCGAAUAUUUUGGUUUUACUGUUUAACGGCAGUUAAACUUUUUUCUGUGUUGGACGCUGACGUGGCAUGCAUUCAAUAGAAAAGCA
This is a messenger RNA of Raphanus sativus (radish), 2543 nucleotides long. RefSeq names its product phospholipid--sterol O-acyltransferase-like. Lineage: Eukaryota; Viridiplantae; Streptophyta; Magnoliopsida; Brassicales; Brassicaceae. The transcript is spliced from 16 exons. The record is from RefSeq and is a predicted model, not a curated record. The coding region runs from base 118 to 2043 and encodes 641 amino acids. Gene Ontology annotation, cellular component: cytoplasm. Gene Ontology annotation, biological process: lipid metabolic process.